This is a messenger RNA of Passer montanus (Eurasian tree sparrow), 1366 nucleotides long. RefSeq names its product tumor protein p53 inducible protein 3 (gene TP53I3). NCBI's taxonomy places the organism in Eukaryota, Metazoa, Chordata, Aves, Passeriformes, Passeridae. The record is from RefSeq and is a predicted model, not a curated record. Gene Ontology annotation, molecular function: quinone reductase (NADPH) activity; quinone binding; NADPH binding. The transcript is spliced from 6 exons. Bases 142 to 1263 code for a protein of 373 amino acids.
UGUGCCAAGCCAUGGAAUGAUCCAGGUCGCUCCCAGAAACAAUGGGGAGCUGUGCUAAUAUUUCUGACUCCUCAUAUCUGUCGCUCCAAAGCAGAACAGCCUCGCCCUGUUCCUUGCCUUGGCCUGCAGGGGAGCAGCUGAAUGCCAGGAGGAACUGGGAUCGGACUCUGCUCCCGAGGACAGGCUGGGUUUGUUCCGGGGCACACUGUCCCUCCUUCCUUACAGGAAAAAGAGAAAAUGUUUGCAGCUUAUUUUGAUUGCCCAGGAGGCCCAGAAAAUCUCUAUAUGAAAGAAGUGAUGAAGCCAAAUCCAGGAGAAGGAGAAGUUCUUGUGAAGGUCUCUGCCAGUGCUCUGAAUAGGGCCGAUUUACUCCAGGUACGUGGAAGUAUGUACCCUCCCCCCAAAGGAGCAAGUGACAUUUUAGGCCUGGAAGCAGCUGGGAGCGUGGCUGGGCUGGGUCCCGGCUGCUCGGGCCGGUGGAAGAUCGGCGAUGCAGUGAUGGCUCUGCUCCCCGGGGGAGGCCAGGCACAGUAUGUGACAGUGCCCGAAGGCCUCCUGAUGCCAGUUCCCAAAGAUAUGACUUUUAUCCAGGCUGCAGCCAUUCCUGAAGCCUGGCUAACAGCAUUUCAGCUGCUCCACUUUGUAGGUAAAGUACAGGAGGGUGAGAAAGUGUUGAUCCACGCUGGAGCCAGCGGGGUUGGCAUGGCAGCCAUUCAGCUGGUGAGACUGGCAAAGGCCAUUCCCAUUGUGACAGCAGGAACUCAGCAGAAACUGGAAGCAACAGCAAAUGCUGGAGCGGCUGCAGGGUUCAACUACAAGAAUGAAGACUUCAGUGAAAAGGUCUUGGAGUUCACCCAAGGUUCUGGAGUAGAUAUUAUUUUAGAUUGUGUUGGGGCCUCAUACUGGGAGAAGAAUCUGAACUGUCUGAACACCGAUGGCCGGUGGAUUAUUUACGGACUGCUGAGUGGAGGUGAAGUCCAUGGGGAUUUGCUGGCAAGGCUGAUUUCCAAAAGAGCCAGCAUCCACACGAGCCUGUUACGGUCCCGAGACAAGGAGUACAAGCAGCGGCUGGUGAGAGCCUUCACGGAGGAGGUGCUGCCCCAUUUCUCCGCGGGGGCUUCCCCCCGGCUCCAGCCCCUCGUGGACAGCGUUUACCCCCUGCACGCCAUCGCUGAGGCGCACAGAGCCAUGGAGGAAAACAAGAACAUCGGCAAAAUCGUCAUCGAAAUCCCCGUCUGCGUCAAGAAAGGGCCGCCGCAGUAGCUGCUGCGGGACAGUCACUGCGGGGCCGCUUCUGCUCCCGAUUCGCGUGGGGGGCGAGGAGGGGGAGAGGAUAAGGAGGAAGCGUUUAUUAAAGAGGUUCAUG